Molecule: messenger RNA, 6468 nt
Organism: Acanthaster planci (crown-of-thorns starfish)
Lineage: Eukaryota; Metazoa; Echinodermata; Asteroidea; Valvatida; Acanthasteridae
Gene: map1lc3c
Product: microtubule associated protein 1 light chain 3 gamma
Biological process (GO): autophagy
Source: RefSeq, a predicted model, not a curated record
UUGAGCUAGCUGAGCGGAGAGUUGAGUUCAGUACGGUGGAUGGAGACGUCGACAUCGCUGUGCAUAUAGUGGCUAUAGAUGCGGGUCAGAUUGAUGUCAAUAUGUUGUUGAAGAUGUGGUGAACUAACAAGUCUAGGAACAUUUUCUCUUUGGAGAGCGAAAGGAUAGCCUACUGCUUUAAUUAGUUUCGAGAGUGCUGAGUGUCAACAGGUGUUUCACGUUAAUUGGUGCUUUUUAUCAACGCCACCAUGACUGACCGGAACACAUCAACUAAAUCCUUCAAACAGAGAAAGAGCUUCGCUGCAAGAAAAGAGGAAGUGGCUGGUAUCAGAGCGAAGUUCCCUAACAAAAUCCCAGUGAUUGUUGAGAGAUACUACAAAGAGGUCAACUUACCCCUCCUAGACAAGACCAAAUUUCUGGUCCCCCAGGAAUUGACAAUGAGCCAGUUCGUUACAAUUAUAAGAAAUCGCAUGCAGCUGAGUGCUACACAAGCUUUCUAUCUCAUCGUCAACAAUAAGAGCUUGGCCAGUAUGUCCAUCACGUUAUCGGAGGUGUAUAGGGAUGAGAAGGACGAAGAUGGCUUCCUGUACAUGGUGUAUGCAUCACAAGAGAUGUUCGGUUGAUGCUGUUGGCCUGGCAGGCUUGGGAAUGGAAGGGGAGAAUGGAAGAAACGCCAGACAAAGAUGUAUAUUUUUUUUGAAAAUUAUUCCGAAGGAAACGUGUAUAUAAUAUAAUGCUAAGUAGAAACAGGGAGGGAAAAAUGGUUUGAGUGUUAUAGAAUAGCAACAGUGCCAGUGAAAUUCUCAUUGGUCAUCAGGUCAUGUGACCUGUCACCACGCCAUUAGGCUGAUUAUCUCUCCACUUUAACAGAAUAUCAAAGCACAAACAGUAGACAGAUAUGAUUUGGAACAUUUACACGUUUGUUGUCAACAGUAUAUUUGCAUGCAGUUUUCAAACUUCAGUUACAACACUCCUAUUCCUAUACAAUUAUGCGGAGCACGUUAAAUCCGCAAGACAUUUCACAUUUGGUUUACUGCAUGUGCAUGCGAUUGAUUUCGUUACGGACACCUCUCAGAGACAACUUUAAAUUUCAGAAACUGCCUGGCUCAAGCAGAAUAUUUGAAUUGUGUUGAGCGACCUUGAGCAGUGCGCCACAACAUAUCUUCAAAUCAAAAUCAACAUUUCAGUUUGUUUGGGGGGGAGGGGGAUGUUUUGGUGAGAGGCCGCUCAGUCAGCAUUUAGGAUUUGUUUCGCGCAAGAAAACAGAGCGUGUAAUCUGAAUGUGUCACAGAAAUAUUCAAACGCAUCCAAUCCAUCUUCAGCUGUGGGCUUUGUUUCAUUUCAAAGGCCUAGUGGCACUACACUAGGCCAGACUUAUGCACAGAGUUCGUGGCUGAACAGUGAAAUCGCAUGUGGUUUAGACCAGCAUGAUUUUGUUCAACAACAGUCUUUCGUCUGGUUAUGCUUAGGCCAGAAACAUGCAUUAACAUGUACGUGUACGUACUCUGCGUGAUCACAUCGUUAGUUUUGUGCCCAUUUGUUUGUCUUAGAGUUUCAAUAGCUGGUGUUUGGGCAGAUGCAAGACUUGUCUGAAUAAUCUGUCGGGUGUUUGAUGAAAAGAUGCUUAAGUCAGGUGAAAAUGUCUUCUGGAAAUCAGCUGCCAUUGCUAUGGCUUCCCUCACUGGUGACUGUUUGGCACAGGUUUGACAUCAGUCAACUGGCUUCUCAUUUUUCUUCAAUAACAUGAUCUCAGCCAUUCUGUUAACUUCUGCUUGCAAAAAGUUAGAACCCUUUCUAGUUAACAUCAGAAGUGGGAGCGUUUGUUGACGUUAACUUGCAUUACAUGCACAGUCAAGUCUUUUUCAUGAAAAAUCACUGUACUGAGGUGGCACGUAAAAGUUUGAAUAUUCAAAAUUAUUCUGAAAGAACUACUAACUUCCGAGAACUUGCACUUCAUACAUGUCAGGGAGGGCAUUGUAAUUAUACAUGUACUGUACAUGUGUAGGGAUGAAGGACCAAAUUGGCAUGGACCUCACAUGUCAAGGACAAACUCCAGAUUUUUUUGUAGCUCUGUGUCCAACAUUCUAAGGCAGACUCAGUGGCCUGAUUGAGGACCCUGUUAUAGCAGUGUUCUCAAGAGGACUGCUGAAUUUGUAGGGAGAUGCUGAUUUGUCAAGCUGAAGUCACAGGCAGACCCUCCAUGGCAACCGCUCAUGGCCUUGGCGCACCAGUACCGGCAAAAUCCUCCACCAGUUCAAGAAAAUGCAGUCCUGAACGUGCAUAAGAGCGUACAUACGUAACUGCCUAUUUCUGUGUCAUACGCAUAUGAAUGCAUUGAAUGAUGUAGCGUGUGUUGAAUCUAUGUAUUCAAUUUCUAGUGGAUAAAAAGUGAUAUGCAGUUUGGAAUGAAUAAUGCGUGUGUUUCACUGCCUCCAGUAGCCUUCUACUUGUACCAUGCCAUACUAGUAGUUUAUCUGUACGCAUUAUGAACAGAAAGUAAGAAAGCAAAGGAUUGAUGAUGAUUGUCAUCCUGCUAUUCUAAGUACGUUUUGGGAGUGUUCACUUUAUGCAAAGCAGUGGACAAAUACAGCGUAGCAAGUUGAAGGAUCUCCAAAAUAAUGCUACUAAUUUAAUAAUAAUAAAAAUAAUGCUAAAGUCUAUUGUAGGCACGUGCAGAAACCUGUGUGUAAAUUGGAAAGGCUCUAUUGUCUACAUUCCCUGAUAAAUGUCAACUGUGGCAGGCAUUGAGGAUUAAAUUAUUGAGUUAUUUCUCUUUAUUGGUUUACUGAGAACAAACAAGUAAUUAUUGUAAAGUGGCAAAACUCCCAACUGUAGAGGGAGGUGUGGCUGCAUUGUUGCUUGAGUAGAAUUGAUCAAAUUCACAUACUCAAAAGUAUAAAUAACCUUAUUUUUGUACUGAUUUGCUUGAAAAAGUUAACAUUUAAUAAAAUCAGCAAGACUCAUUGAUAAUAAGCAUGAAAAUGUGUGUACAUUUUAAUUAAGACUUUGAGGUACAUCUCAAUAUAAAAUACUAUGUUUCUGUUUGUAAUUUCCAAAGAUUUGUUUGAUUGUAUGAAUUUGUAGACUGUUUGGAUAAGUACUUUUCAGAAUGCCUGUACAUAGACAAACACUGCAGACUUUUGAUUGAUUUGAACUGGUCCAAUUACUGUAUUCCCACUGUCUUUUGUCGAUACUGAACCAGUUCCAGGUCAACAGGUGUACAUCGGCUUUGCCAAAGAGUCGCAAUCAUCUAUCACUGGUCCUGGCAUUUUGUUUGUUGAAAUAUCUCAUAAACGUGGGAGGAUUACAACAUGCAUAAAAAGAUGCGGUAUCUAGAAAUACCAAAACGGUGGAAAGCAUAACUACAUGAAUGUGCAUGCAGAGUUCUGUUUCUAGAAUGUGAUUGUGAAACCCAUAGCAACAGUGUACAACAGCCAACAUUGCUUAGUGACCAUGGCACAUCAGUCACAUCUUUUUAUUUAAACUUCAUUUCAAGUGCUGUUGGUUAUUUGUUGGUUCUUGCACCAAGCGCCUAUUCAGAGCUAACGCAGACCUUUUACAUGUUGGACUGUUUUCUUGCCACACGGCAUUGCUCAAGUACCGUUGACGACCCUUGUCCUAUGCCUCCUUGCAAACGUUUAAAAGUCAAUUGGCAGUGUGAUAGGAAAAAUGUCAACCACCUUGAGCAUUGCAUGACCUACCCCGACAAAAAAAAAAAAUCAUAUUUGUACAAGAUGUGGGAUGAGAUAAGGUGGCGUUCAGUUCAAGGAAUACAAAUAAACAUGGGACUAGUGGCAUGUGUUGAACUGUUCCAAGUUUGAGUUUUGUUACAAUCAUGAGACGCCAUCUAUUGAAUCCUACUGCUGACAUUAAAAGGCAGUGGAAAGCAAAAUCUUUGGUCCCAAGUCCAGUGACUGAUAUUAAAAGAGAUGCGUAUUAGUUGCUGGCACGUGUGCAUGUGUGUGUCACGAUGCUUCUGCCAUCAAGGUGAAAAAAGUACUUCUGGUAAUAUCUUCCUCAAGUUACAAAUAAUAUACAGCAACAUGUGUAGGCCUGCCUUCUUCAUUUGUCUGCCAAGUUGAUGGCAUCAACCGCCAAUGUAGUAUUCAUUGAUUAAAUAUCCUGUGAUGGUGUACUGAGUGCCAGUGCAAUGUACAAGCUGAUUGAAGGUAUGCCAUAAUGCCAACAAUUUCUGAAAUAGGUUUGAGGCAGUCUCUUGCAUGCUACCACGUUGUAUUGUCAGUACUUUCAACUCUUGUUGGAAAUUGGGGUUGAAAUGAAGGGGCCAAAUCAACUGACUGAUAUUGGUCAUUAUAAAAGCAAAUAACUGUUUUAAAUGUGUUCAUGAAAAUUUGCAUGAAAAAGUGUUGGUUAAUUUAUUUGUUUGUAUCUGGAAGUUUGGGCUCUUUGCGUUAAAUCUUAACAGUAAAUGCUAACUUUCAAAUGAGGUUUGCUUAAAGAGUCUUGUCCCCUUUUUAGGGAUGAAACUAUUAGGUGUACAAGACUCGCUGAACUAGAAUGAGAAAUGAGCAGAGAUCAGUCAGGUAGUAGCUAAGCUGUAAUAUUUAAUUCCUGGGACUUUAACUCAGAAAUACACAGUGUGUAGGCAGUUGAGAAAAUCAGUGCAACUUAUGCUCUGGCCAUUUCAUGUUCAUGGUCCUCAAAUACAUUCAGUUUUAACUGCAAUAACAAAUUUUGUUCUUUUCUCAUGAGUUGGUCAUUUGUGGUAAAGCACUUUUUUUUUUAACUAUUCACUAAACUUGAAAUCAUGCCAGUCAUCAAGUCUUGUCAAGGAAUGAAACACAUUUAUCUUAUUUGCACAGCAUUUUGAAUGUGUGCUGUCGCAGAGCCAAUUUGUUCUGGGUCAUUUUGUCCUCCAGGAAAUAAGGACUGGUAAAAUCACCCGGGAAGGUGGAGCAACUAACAAUGCUCAGAUUCCCAAAUGCUGGGAAAUCUAGGGAUAGAGGAAUAUGGUUGGACUUGCCAAGGGCAGUGUUUGUUGUGUCCCAGGGGAGGUAUAAUGAAUGGAGUGGGUCAGUGCACAGAUGGAAUCUCAGAAGAGGUAGUAAUCUUUGGUUGUGGCGUUCAUGUGGUAUAGAAAGUGGCAUCAAGUUAUUUACAAUGUGGGUUAUUUUUUCGUCAGACCAUAUUUGUGACUGUUGUCAAGUUGGGUAUUAUUGUCAAAUUGCAUACACAGGGCAUUUCCAAAGAAUGCUUUGUUUAGUCCCUGUGACCAAAACACCCCAACCAGACGGCGCACACACACACACAAAACCGGUUCCCAUCACUUUGUAAGUUAUUUGGCUGUGUCUGAAACAGGUACAUUCCUGAAGACAUUCACUGUACAUGUCGUUAACGACGGAAUGCUCAGUUUUAAUGAAACCUUAAAGUAACUGCUCAUGCUGAAGGGGGGGGGGUUGUUGUUCUGUUGCAGGCUUUGUCUUCAGGUUUACUGUUGGAUGUACAUCCAUGAAUGUAGUUAUUAGGUUGAGAUCCCUUGGCCCAGUGCAGCUCAGACACCUUCACAGGAACAUCACAUUGCCUCAUGCAAGGCCAGUGUUUGGAGUACUUCUAACCGGAAAUCAUUUGAACUGUAAUAAAUUGCUGUACCCCACAUGAACUUGCAGUAGGAGAUGUGGCCAUGAUUUGGAAAACUGACCCAGAUCUCUCCCCGUAGCCUUGGGAAUGUAGUCACCUAAUACAGACGUAGUGUAGAGGACCUUGGACAUUUUGUUGAUUUGAUUCACUUACGUGAAUGAGGCUGAAAUAGAGGACUUAAUUAAUGUAUUAAGAUUCACUUGUAGUGCUAUGUGGAAGUGCCUUUUUUGAUUGCUUGGAAUUAAUGAAAUACUUGUAAUUAACAGUAUCGGUGGCUUAGGGUUUUCAAACUUUAUAUUGCAUUCCUCUGCCUGUAUUUCAUAUUGUACAUGCUUAUCUGUGAACAGUUUCCUUCUGUGCAUGGUUGAGUAAUGUGUAUGACGCUCAUUGCAUACCUUUGACCAGUAAACUCCAAGCACCACUUUGAUUGGUCAGUGUUGAUUCAUGCAUCAAGCAUUCUGAUCGGUCCAGCGUGGAGACCUACAGUAUGUCUCGUGAACCUUUUUCAUUUAAACGGUGAUCACUUUGAGUACUAGAAGUUGAAAUACUAACCCAAAUUCUGCUCUGAAAUUUCUUGGUGCCUUUUGUCUUCAAUAACAAAUCCAUCUCAAUGGUCUACAUGUACUUGUAUGCAUUUAUCUUUAUUGUAAACUUGAUUCGAAUGCAAACGUGGCUUAAAUGCAUUAAAAUGUAUUAACUCACGAAGUGUCUUUUAUCCCAUAUUAUCUUGUUGAACAUUUCAGUAACUUCAAAACAAUGUAGUGUAUUGGUUCGAACAAAAAAGAUCCGUAUUAAAUUAACAGUGGUGUUGGUAGCAAGAAAAAAAUGGUGGUAUUUUGGACGUUUGAUAAUAAAAUAAUCUGAAAAUCA